AUGGUGGCCCGCAUCAGCCACCCAUAUCUCACCGUUCCCGUGCAACUCCGGCGUUCGUCCGCCACCUCCUCCUCGCCCCCGCCCGCUCCGUCUUCCCUUCGAAGGGUGACGAAGCCGGCGAAGCUCUCCUUCAAGACGGCGGCCGCCGGAUCCGCUGCUUCGGCGGACGGCGGCGGCGGCGGGGGCGGCCAGGGGCCGGCGAUGGACUUCCCCUACCUGUCGCCGGCGCACCGGGAUCUGAUGCUGGAUCUGCUCUCCGACACGGAGAGCCGACUCGGCCCUCACCUCCUCCCCUCUUCCGUCCCUCCAGACGUCCUCUCCUUCCAGAGCGACUCCGGCAACUGCAAGGGCUCCCUCGACAUCCGCCACGGCGCCGACGGAUCCAAGGUGCCGCACGAAACCCUAGUCCCCACACUUUUCUUCCCCUUUCCCCUUUCCCCUUUCCCCUUCCCCCUUCCCCCUUCGCUUCAGAGAUGCUCUUCCUUCCUCACUGGUGAUGGUAUAUUUUACUUCCUCUCCGCAGGUGGAUUUGAUCCUGCAGUCGUGGCUGCACUGCGAGCUGCCCUUCGGGGUGCUGGACAUCACCACACUCUUCGCCUACCUGCGGCCGGAGUCGGACGCUCCGCACCUCCUCGUGGAGUUCAUCCAGAACGGCCCCGAUUCCCUCGUCCUCUUCAUCGACCUGCUCCCCCGCAGGGACCUCGUCCUCCACGCUGACUACCUCGAUCACUUCUACCAGCAGUCCUCGCUGGAGAAGACCAGGCAGGGCCUCGAGAGCGCCGCCGAGGUGGCGCCCUACCGCUCCUCCUCCCUCUACAUCCGCAGCGUGCUAUCCCCAACGGCCAUCGCCGUCGGCAUCAACUGCGGGGCGGAGGGCGCCCGCCCCCUAGAGGAGCUGAUGCGGGAACUGGUCGCCGGCGCCGCCAAGGAGGUGAUCGGAGUGUGGUUAGAUCGGUGCGCUCUCGCCGAGAGGGAGGUGACGGAGGGGGACAGGACCGGCCUGGUGGCGAGGGACGAUCUGAUCAAGAGGAAGACCGUGGAGAUCGAUCUCUCCGCCAAUCUCCCCCGAUUGUUCGGCCAGCAGGUCGCCAGUCGAGUCGUCGGCGCGAUACAGAAGGCCUUCGGGAUCUGA
Molecule: messenger RNA, 1132 nt
Organism: Spirodela intermedia
Lineage: Eukaryota; Viridiplantae; Streptophyta; Magnoliopsida; Alismatales; Araceae
Source: the annotation of a GenBank genome assembly